UAGAAUGUCGUCUGUGUCAUCAUAAACUAACUCCUAACACCCUUAAAUUAAUCAAGACCAUUCUGCUGCCGCGACCAGUGGUCAAGAUGAUGUAAUGUUGCCUUGUUGCCACGUAGCGGCGCUAUAAGUCUUAAAACUGAAAUGUCAAGCCAAUGGAAACCUUUAGAUUAGGAAAGAGAUUUAUCAAACGUUUUUAUAAUAACAAUGUAUUUGCUGGUUACUUUUUAUUUUAAUUUUUUUUUUAAUUUUCACAGUUUCCACUUUAGUUCAUGCUGUAUGAUACAGACACACUAGACAGAGAACAUAGAGGUCCUGUCUUGAAACGGAAAUGUCUCUAAUUUUCUGAGGUUACGUAUUUCUAACAAUAAGUAGCCAACAGAGAACACAGUUUCAAAUUGACUCCCCUGUGUGUCAUAGAGAAGUGAGAAUAGGUGGAGACAAACAAUGAGCUUUUGUCUUGAGUUUACAGCACAUGGCACAGAAAAUGGCUCAUCCACAUCCACAGAGUUCCUUGGUUUUUCUGCUGUUAAUGAUCAUAACCGAGUGCAAAGCCAAUUCGCCAGAUACCGUCUUUGUGUCAGCGUAUAAAGAAGAAGACAAACUUCUGCCUUGUUUCAAUUUGACUGUGACGGAUCCAAAGAGCUGCUACAGAGUCCGAAUAGUCAAGUACGACCCAGCUGGCGGCCGCUCGGACGUCUUCGCUUGGCCUAAAAACAACCAGGAUGCUGCACGCGUGAAAUGGAAACAUGAUAGAAAUGGACAAAAGUCGCUUCAUCUGACAGACGUGAGGAAAUCUGAUGAAGGGCUGUACGGCUGCGAAGUCUGCCAGGCGUGGGAGUGUGUUCUGGUCCGAAACGUCUCGUUAAAAGUCAAAGAUUGCAAAGCCUCUCCACCAGUGAAGGCAGCGCUGGGCAAAGCCAUCCUACUGAACUGCUCAGUGGGAGAUGUCUCAGGGCAUCGGGGAGCUCUAAAUGUGUCCUGGGCGAUGCUGAAAGGGGGGAUGCCCGCUCCCGUCAGCGUUGGCUCGAGCAGGAUCAAAACCACGGGGGCCUCUCUGGCUCUCGGCUCCGUGGAAGCCGCUGACAGUGGAUGGUACCGGUGCCAGGUCAGAGGACAAAGCCAGCACUGCUAUGACAUCAACCUACUAGUACAAGCUCAUGAAGAGGAAAAUGACCCGGCCUCAACUGUUCCUGUUACUACUAUUAUUCCAACAACUGAACAAGCGCCCGAGUCGAACAGCACAACGCAGAGCAGCGAGGCGCUGACCAGAGCCAUAGUCAUCAUCGCUGGGCUGGUGGUGAGCGCCACACUGGGACUUUUCCUUUACUUCAGGUGCAACAGGCUGAGAGCGGCCGCGCAAAGUCAGACGCGUGCAGCAGGUUGGACCUCCCAUCUGUCAGAGAAGCAACCCGGUGCAAGGAAUCCCCCUGCUACAGAGGAUCUCUCAGUCCAAACCAACAGUCUCUACGAAGAGUUUGAAAAUGAAAGCAUGUACACGUUUCAACAUUAGUCAUUUGUUGUGAUGAAGAAAACAUCUACUAGUCCCUUUCUACAUUUGAUCAUUGACUUGUGAAUUUAAGCUACAUGCGAAGCAUUGUGUGAAAACACGUGACACCCAUUGUUUGACUUUGUGGUUUUAUUAAUUUUUUGAUCCUUUUUGAUAAUCUGCAAUAUUUUACAUGAGCCAGUGAAACAGAUUAACUUUAAUGAAUCCAUUAAUAAACUUCUUAAAUCAGUGGGAACAGCCGCCUGCAGGAAAAUGCAAAUGAUUGUGACUGUAUUUAUGUGCAUUUUGUGGAAAACAUUUUUUUUAAUCCAUAAAGAAAGACAAAAUCAC
Betta splendens (Siamese fighting fish) is the source of this 1837-nucleotide messenger RNA. RefSeq lists its product as uncharacterized. The coding region runs from base 473 to 1510 and encodes 345 amino acids. The transcript is spliced from 7 exons. Gene Ontology annotation, biological process: cell surface receptor signaling pathway; immune response; positive regulation of T cell proliferation. Gene Ontology annotation, cellular component: external side of plasma membrane. The record is from RefSeq and is a predicted model, not a curated record. NCBI's taxonomy places the organism in Eukaryota, Metazoa, Chordata, Actinopteri, Anabantiformes, Osphronemidae.